CCAGUUAACAAACCCAUCCUCGGCAUCCCAUGGUCUCUCUGACCCUGCCCAUCUCAGCAAGGAGGUAACCACAGCUCCUGGCAACAGCGAGCAAAAUUAUUUUUGAAACAAGCGGUCGAACUGGUUACUGCAUCUUAAUGAAAAUGAAUUUUUUUUUCCGAGCAUUUCUAUGUAUAUAAACAGCCCUUCCUCCCAAACCUGGUUAGACAAGAAUGUUCCUGGGUGUGGACUGCCUUGUAUAAUUAACUGCACAGCUGUAGCUUCUGAUCCCUGGUAACGUCUGUUCCUUUCUUUCCUUCUUUCUCCCUGCCUCUACCUAGCAUAAUCCAGAGCUCAUCUCCUCCUCCUUGCAGGAGUUCCAGGUGCGUCACUUGGGCAGCUGCUUCCUCACAUUCCCCCGUCAUUCCUUGCUGGGGCGGCCAGCGGGCAGGCACGCAGCCACAGCUGCUUCCAGGGGGCAGGGGACAGCACGGGGGGACAGGACAGAACUGAGGAGCCAAGAAACCAACCCGCCCUGGUUAGACAAUGGAAACGGGGAGCGCAGCAAGGACAAACGGCACGGCAGGGAAGCCAGAGGACGUGAAGAGUCCAUCCGCCCCCAAAAAGGAUGAAGAAGUGAAGAAGACGACGAAUCCUGGCGGAGGCGAGAAAGAGCCAAUAAAGGGCACUGGCGGUACCUCCCUGGAGACCGGACAAAUCAAGAGCUCUCUCUUCUCUGGGAGUGACUGGAAGAGGCCCAUCAUUCAGUUUGUGGAGUCGUCCGAUGAGAAGAGAUCGACCUACUUCAGCAUGGACUCAGCAGACUCCAAGAAGAUGCCAUUUGCCAGCGGACAGAUAGGAGACAUGAGGAGAACCCCCCUCUCCUUCGCAGACAAGGGCGACCUCAGGAAGUCCCUCUUCACCUUGGAUUCCAAAAAGAGCUUCUUGCCUAAUGAAGGGGAAGGGAGAAAGCCCUUGUUCUCCAGCGGGCAGAUAGGAGAUGUGAAGAAACCUUCUCUGGUGGAGACGGGAGACCUGAGAAGACCCAACUUCAACAAGGCGCCUGACAGAGCAGCUGGCUCGCGGCCCAGGAUGAAGCUGGAGGAUGUGCUGUGCGAUUCCUGCAUCGAUAACAAGCAAAAGGCCGUCAAGUCGUGUUUGGUGUGCCAGGCUUCCUUCUGUGAGCUGCACCUCAAGCCCCACCUGGAAGGAGCAGCUUUCCGGGACCAUCAGCUCCUCGACCCCAUCAGGGACUUCGAAGCAAGAAAAUGCCCUGUGCACGGGAAGACCAUGGAGCUGUUCUGUCAGACAGACCAGAUGUGCAUCUGCUACCUCUGCAUGUUCCAGGAGCACAAGAACCACAGCACGGUGACGGUGGAGAUCGAGAAAGCAGGAAAAGAGGCCGAGCUCUCGCUGCAGAAGGAGCAACUGCAGCUGAAGAUCAUCGAGGUAGAAGAUGAAGUGGAUAAGUGGCAGAAGGAGAGGGACCGCAUCAAGAACUACACCACCAACGAGAAAGCGACAGUAGACCAGCAUUUCAAGGAGCUGAUCCGGGACCUGGAGAGGCAGAGGGAUGAAGUGAAGGCUGCCCUGGACCAGAGGGAAAAGAUUGCAUCGGAGAACGUGAAAGAGAUUGUGGAUGAGCUGGAAGAGAGGGCAAAGCUGCUGCGGGAGGACAAGGAGAACAGGGAGCAGAUCCACCAGAUCAGUGACUCCGUGCUCUUCCUCCAGGAGUUUGGGGCUCUGAUGCGGAAUUACGUCCCCCCUCCCUCCCUCCCGACGUACAGCGUGCUGCUCGAAGGGGAGAGCAUGAGCCCCUCCAUGGGGCUGCUCCGCGAUGACCUCCUCAACGUCUGCAUGAGGCACGUGGAGAAGAUCUGCAAGGCAGACCUUGGCCGCAACUUCAUCGAGAGGAACCACAUGGAGAAUGGUGACCACCGGUACAUGAUGAACAACUACGAGUGGAACCAGCCCGACAACAUGAAGAGAUUCUCCAUGUUCCUGUCUCCCAAAGGUAAGGCAGCCCAACAACUUUCUUCCAAACACAGCAUAGGAAAGGAACUUCAUUCAUUAUUUGGAGCAGAGGCCAGUUUCAACCCACGGUCAUGGGAAUUUUCCUCCUUCCAAGCGACUGAGGAAACACUUGGUACGGGUAAUUCUGCCUUCAGUUUGAAAGGAUCUAACACCCCUUAUCCCUCAAUAGUGAGACAUCAGUCUGCAAAAGUGACGCCACAGACAUGGAAAUCCUCCAAGCAAUCUGUAUUGUCACAUUACCGCCCCUUUUACGUCAACAAAGGCAAUGGAGCCACUUCCAACGAGGCACCUUGAUUCCUGAAGAAGUAGGGAAGAGCUGGCAGCACUUGGAGUGAAGACUCAGCUGCGGAUUUUCAUGGAUGUACCUGCUACUAUAUUAACCUUGCUGCUCUAAUCUCUGCCAGGGAGAGGGAAGGUGCAGAAGGGAAUCAUCUUUUCUAGAGGAAACAUGGAUUUUUUUCCAAGUCCAUUUGAAAGCUCUGCAGGCCUUAACAACAUAACCCCACCCUCUGCUGUCACCUCCUUACUCCCCCCUCUGCCAUCACCCCUCCCUUUGCUCUGCAGAGCUGCUGCUCUGCUUCUCCAGGAAGCAUGCAUGCUUGGCUAGCACCCACCCCUCCCUUGCUCUGCUGCACUGGUUGCCCUGCCCUUCGAGUGACCAUAGCUAAAUCCUGCUGGAAAAUCCCAAGCUGGCGGGCUCUCUUCCUUGAGACCCUUCCUCAGCUCAGCUCUGCUCCCACUGGGUAGCAAAAACCAUCAGUGGGACCCAUGGAGCAGCCCUACUGCAGCCCGAGGCCACUGCUGGUGGAGGGCAGAGAGGCUCCCGAUUGCAUUAAAGAACCCCUCCAGCCACUGUUUCAAAUUAAAAAAUAGAUAGAAAAUCCAUCCUACUAAUGGAAGAUUGAUUAGAUGCCACAGGUAUUGCGUGUUUUGUGGGUUUCUUUCUUUUUUUUUUUUUUGUGGAAAAUUCCCCUAAAACAAAAUUGGUUUAUAUAUUGUGGUUCGGGCAUUUUUCCAGCAACAGUGCCAUCGUUGUUUGCUCAGGGUGGUGCUUUCAAUUUGUCCCUGGUUCAUAUGAUGGAUCAUAUCAGCACCCAGCCAGUGCUGGCUAGCCUUGCUGUGAUCUCCCUGAGAUUAUUUCCCUUCCCCUUGGAUGAAGUGGAGGGGUCAGCUCCUUGCCAGCCCACCCAUUGCAUGGCCCAUUGCAUGGCCAGAGCCCUCCAGCUGCAGAAUGGAGAAACGAGAGCUGCAGUGCAUGGUCUGCUCUGUCCAAAUGUCUCUGGAAUGGCUUCUCCCUGCCUUUCCUACCCCAAAAGCUUGCAGCACCUGGCUGAGACAGCUCUCACCCAUCGCUCCCUGAAAACUACUGAUUUGCUAAUCCCCGUGCAAUGAUGCUCGCUGCUUCUUAAUCCCAUCCCUCAGACAAAACUGAGGCUGAAAGCUGGUUGCUCCAGAAUACUUGAAUGGCACCUAUGUUA
This is a messenger RNA of Numida meleagris (helmeted guineafowl), 3491 nucleotides long. RefSeq names its product tripartite motif containing 29 (gene TRIM29). Gene Ontology annotation, molecular function: zinc ion binding. The record is from RefSeq and is a predicted model, not a curated record. NCBI's taxonomy places the organism in Eukaryota, Metazoa, Chordata, Aves, Galliformes, Numididae. The coding region runs from base 526 to 2307 and encodes 593 amino acids. The transcript has 9 exons.